Megalops cyprinoides (Indo-Pacific tarpon) is the source of this 2977-nucleotide messenger RNA. RefSeq names its product gamma-aminobutyric acid type A receptor subunit alpha1 (gene gabra1). Gene Ontology annotation, cellular component: postsynapse; synapse; GABA-A receptor complex. Gene Ontology annotation, molecular function: benzodiazepine receptor activity; GABA-A receptor activity; GABA-gated chloride ion channel activity. Gene Ontology annotation, biological process: gamma-aminobutyric acid signaling pathway; synaptic transmission, GABAergic; signal transduction. The record is from RefSeq and is a predicted model, not a curated record. The transcript has 10 exons. The coding region runs from base 947 to 2353 and encodes 468 amino acids. NCBI's taxonomy places the organism in Eukaryota, Metazoa, Chordata, Actinopteri, Elopiformes, Megalopidae.
GCGUAGCUUGUAGCAGCUACUGUAUCUGCUCACUCGCAGGGUAUAAUAAAUAGCAACAUGAUAUUUGGCUACAGCCACAGAUGCAAUUGGUGUUUUUUUUUAGAUGAGAACCGUGAUCUUUGAGAGUACAGAAAGUAAUUUAAGGUGAUUUUCGGAGAGGUUCGUCACAUCAGCUCGUUCGGUGUGGGGAAUACAGAAUGGAUUUCUUAAGACUGGGAAGAAUGUCUCCUUGAGAAGAGAUGCCGUUUCUUGAAAUUUGCAUGAGGCAUAUUCAUAAAUAUUGCUUUGACUAUUAAAUAUUUGAUUAAAGAUGUUCGUUUUGGUAUCAACAGAAGCCCACGCUGCUUAAUAUAUUUAUUUUAGAAAUGUAAAACAGUGGGUUUUUUUCGAAUGCAAAACAUCAAACAUCAGUCUAGUGCAGGCAAAAGGGUAGAAAAAAGCAAGAGAUCCGGUUGAAAAUGUAAGAGGAUUUGAUUUUGCAGCCACUGAAAAGAGAUUAAGUCGACAGCAGUGGAAGUUAAAUUGUGCUGCAUAUAAAAAAUGGGCGGAUUGGUCUUUAGAUGAGAGAUUGGUACCACCUUCCAUUCUAAAAUAAAAUCGCCCUGGCAUGAAGUCACAGCCUAUUUCACAUCCGGUUUACCCAGGGACAUAUUACUAUUGUCUUGGUAAAGAAAAGCUUUAUUUGGCUACAAUCUCUGAAUUUAGAGUAGAUUUUGUAGUUAGAUUACCAAUUUGCAGGGACUGGGAAGAGUCUAACUCCCCACACGAAGGAAUAGCGCGCGAGACCUGCGCAGGCUCAGCAUCGUCAGCAGCCGCUUCUCGUGCCUCCAGCUAAAAUUCGGCAGAUCAGAGAUCUAUGAGGAUUUUUCACAACGAAUCCGUCUAGAAAAAGGUAUCUGUAAAAGUUCAAGGAUACGGCACAGUUGAAUAUCACUGGCAUAUCGAUAUGAAUUUCCUUCAAUCACAAACAAUGCUGGGACGGACCGGAACAGUCACGCUGUGCGUAUGGGCCUGUAUGCUUGUUGGGAACGUCCUCAGUGGAAAAAGCUCCAAUCAAAACGGCAUAACUGAUGAACAGAAGGACAACACCACAGUAUUCACGAGAAUUCUGGACAGCUUGCUGGAUGGAUAUGACAAUCGCCUCCGACCUGGCCUUGGAGAGCGUGUAACUGAAGUCAAGACUGACAUUUUCGUGACGAGUAUUGGACCUGUCUCGGACCAUGACAUGGAAUACACCAUUGAUGUCUUUUUCCGACAAAGCUGGAAAGACGAAAGACUAAAAUUCAAAGGUCCGAUGGCUGUGCUGCGUUUAAAUAAUCUGAUGGCCAGUAAGAUCUGGACUCCUGACACGUUUUUCCACAAUGGGAAAAAGUCUGUGGCCCACAACAUGACCAUGCCCAAUAAAUUGCUACGCAUUACAGAGGAAGGGACAUUACUAUACACAAUGAGACUGACAGUUAGGGCAGAAUGUCCCAUGCACCUUGAGGAUUUCCCGAUGGAUGCACACGCCUGCCCAUUGAAGUUUGGCAGCUAUGCCUACACGCGUGCGGAGGUUGUGUACGUGUGGACAAGGGGGGCCGCCCAGUCGGUGGUCGUUGCAGAAGAUGGAUCCCGACUCAACCAGUAUGACUUAAUGGGACAGUCUGUUGACUCUGGUGUGGUCCAGUCCAGCACAGGAGAGUAUGUUGUCAUGACAACACACUUCCACUUAAAGAGGAAGAUCGGUUACUUCGUCAUUCAGACCUACUUGCCGUGCAUCAUGACGGUGAUUCUGUCCCAGGUGUCCUUUUGGCUCAACAGAGAGUCUGUCCCCGCAAGGACUGUAUUUGGAGUGACCACUGUGCUGACCAUGACCACUCUCAGUAUCAGUGCUAGGAACUCUCUCCCAAAGGUGGCCUAUGCCACAGCCAUGGACUGGUUCAUCGCAGUGUGCUAUGCCUUUGUCUUCUCCGCCCUCAUUGAGUUUGCCACAGUCAACUACUUCACCAAGAGGGGCUACGCCUGGGACGGAAAAAGUGUGGUGCCAGAAAAGCAGCAGAAGAAAAAGAAGGAAUCCCUCCUGAAAAAGAACAAUACAUACACCGCAGCCACUGCGACAGCCUUCGCCCCGAACAUUGCCAGAGACCCUGGUUUGGCAACCAUCGCCAAAAGUGCGCCGCCUCCACCCACCGAGCCAAAAGAGGAGCCCAAACCCAAGCCACCAGAGGCCAAGAAGACCUUCAACAGCGUGAGCAAAAUCGACCGGAUCGCCAGAAUAGCCUUCCCUCUCCUGUUUGGAACCUUCAACCUGGUCUACUGGGCUACAUACCUGAACAAAAAGCCUAAACUAGGGGGCAUGACUACACCCCACUAAUCUUAAUCUUCUCUUUUUUUGUUUUUUUUUGUUUGUUUUGUUUUGUCUUUUUUUUUUUUGAAUGUUUCGUUUCAGAAAAAAAGGUGUCUGAAGUGGUCCGGUUCCCAAUUGCUACAUCGCUUCUGUGUCACUCAGAAAAUAUUAUACCUUCAAGAUUAAAAAAAUAUAUCCUAGGAUCUGAGCAAUGUGGUAAAAAAGAAUGGGAAAUGUCAGGGGGAUCAUGCUACUAUAUAUAAAAAAACACGCUACAAUAAUAUAUACGCCAGAGAAUGCUAUUCUACAAAUGCACAUAGCCUAACAAUUGUUAAGGAUCUCUUUUUUGUGUUUUUUUUAAACUUCUAUUUUGCAUUAUGUCAUCAAUACUUCAAAACAGUAAUGUGAAAAAGUUAUAUUUGCAUGGGCUGAUUUAUUAUUAUUUUUGUGACAUGACAAAUGGCAUAUUUUUCUCAGUCACAAAAUGCUACUAUCAAAAUCAGAUAUUCUUCCAUACCUUGUAGUGGAUAUUUUUAUUUUAUGAUUUUUUUAACGAUCCAGAUAGGGUUUCAGCAAUAGCAAUAAAAACAUGUCUCAGCGGAAACUAUUUAAUUCCAUUCAUGGAUUUAAAAAAGAAAAAAAUCCUUUGAU